AUGUCGGAAGAUGUGGAUGAUAACACUACAAGGUUAUGGACAAUGGAAUUUGACGGGAGUUGUGCAUCUGCUGGAUCCGGCGCUGGAGUGGUACUUAUUUCUCCACGGGGUGAGAAUUUUCCUUUUUCAUUAAAGUUGGAGUUUAAAAUUACAAAUAAUACCACACAAUAUGAGGCAUUGUUGCCAGGAAUUGAACAAGCCAAGAAGAAAGGGAUUAAACUAUUGUGUGCUAAAGGUGAUCCAAAAUUGAUUGUUAAUCAAGUACGCAAUCAUUAUUCUGUAAAAAAUGAGAGGCUCAAGCAUUAUAGAAAUAGAAUUUGGGAUGAAAUUGAGUAUUUUGAUGCAUUUUCAAUAGCAGCUAUUCCCAGAAGUCAAAAUUCUCGCUCAGAUUCCCUAGCGGUAUCAGCAUCAUUACUACUUCCACAUCCAGAUUUUGGUACAGAUGUUUACAGAAUUGAAGUAGUUUAUCACCCAAACAUCCCUGAUAAUUCUAAUUUUUGGCAAGUGUUUGAAGAUGAUAAGCAUAUUGAUAAGUUCUUACAAAAUGCUGCUAUGUUUGCUUCUUCGUAUUUUGAAGGUUCAGAAAACCAAUGUAAUGAAUUUUGUCCAGAUGAGAAGGGAAGCUUUAGAGAGGGAGUAGUUCAGCUUAAGGGAAAUCGAAUUCCAAAAGGAUUGGUGACUUUAGAGAACCCGUUCGAUCCUAACGACAAGUCUAUAAGAAGAACUAAUUCCCACGAUGCUUAUACAUGA
Messenger RNA from Cryptomeria japonica (Japanese cedar), 750 nucleotides. RefSeq lists its product as uncharacterized. The transcript has a single exon. Gene Ontology annotation, molecular function: RNA-DNA hybrid ribonuclease activity; nucleic acid binding. The record is from RefSeq and is a predicted model, not a curated record. NCBI's taxonomy places the organism in Eukaryota, Viridiplantae, Streptophyta, Pinopsida, Cupressales, Cupressaceae. Bases 1 to 750 code for a protein of 249 amino acids.